CGGAAAUUAGCAGUGAGCCUCUUCGCUUCCCGUCGUUUUGCGUAAGCGGCGUGCGGUGCUGUUUUGCUGUUUGGAUGUGGAGGACAGUCAACGAUGGGCGCCCGUGUGGCUCGCAUGUUCCGAAACUUUAACUUGGAGAACCGAGUCCACCGAGAGAUCUCCCGUGACAAGCCGCGAGCUGCGCCCAGACACCCGGACACCGCUGCCUCCGUCCCGGGAUCCUCUGAAGCUACUGGAGGUUUAAAUGAGAAGAAUGCCCCUCUGCUGGAUCAUCUGCGCUCUCUGUAUGUGGAGUCCACUGACCCCGCAGAACUUCCGCAGUCAUCCAGAGAGGAGGCAGAGGAGGCAGCAGAGUCAGAGCGACGCCCCCUGCAGUACAGUGUCCCCUUGGAGCAGCUGGGUCUGAUGGAGCUCACGGACGUCCCCAAAGGCAAACUGACCCUGGCUGAGGCUCUGAAGGCCCUAAGCAGUCACCAGCAGCAGCCCCAAACAUGGACCGCAGAGAAGAUUGCCCAGCAUUACAGUCUGGAGCUGAGGGACUGCAAGGCUCUACUGAACUUCUUCUGUCCCUUCAGAGUCCAGAUCAUUCCUCCCACCAAUGCACAGACUAAACGCAUCACCGAUUCAUAGCACUGGAUACCACUGUAGUGUUUACUAGCUUUAUAUUUAUGAACUCUUAAUAAAUUAAAUGAAGAAAUAAAUACAAUGGAUAUUUUAUAUA
Boleophthalmus pectinirostris (great blue-spotted mudskipper) is the source of this 721-nucleotide messenger RNA. RefSeq names its product NADH:ubiquinone oxidoreductase complex assembly factor 4 (gene ndufaf4). NCBI's taxonomy places the organism in Eukaryota, Metazoa, Chordata, Actinopteri, Gobiiformes, Gobiidae. Bases 94 to 630 code for a protein of 178 amino acids. Gene Ontology annotation, cellular component: mitochondrion. Gene Ontology annotation, biological process: mitochondrial respiratory chain complex I assembly. The record is from RefSeq and is a predicted model, not a curated record. The transcript has 3 exons.